This is a messenger RNA of Corythoichthys intestinalis (scribbled pipefish), 3507 nucleotides long. It is a transcript of the gene vps53, whose product is annotated as VPS53 subunit of GARP complex. The transcript has 22 exons. Bases 35 to 2551 code for a protein of 838 amino acids. Gene Ontology annotation, biological process: retrograde transport, endosome to Golgi. Gene Ontology annotation, cellular component: GARP complex. NCBI's taxonomy places the organism in Eukaryota, Metazoa, Chordata, Actinopteri, Syngnathiformes, Syngnathidae. The record is from RefSeq and is a predicted model, not a curated record.
CCUUUUCACCAGGAAGUGGGAGGCUCUCAGGCUAAUGCAUGUUUUGACAAUGAUGGAGGAUGAAGAAUUUGAAUUUACUGAUGAUCUGGAGGAAAUUUUGCAUCUCACCCCAGAAGUACAACUAGCGAUUGAACAGGUGUUUCCAAGUCAAGAUCCACUUGAUAAAGCAGACUUCAACGCAGUAGAAUAUAUCAACACAUUGUUUCCCACCGAGCAGUCCAUUGCUAAUAUCGAUGAUGUGGUAAACAAGAUACGUCUGAAAAUAAGGCGCCUUGAUGACAACAUCAGGACAGUGGUGAGAGGUCAAACCAAUGUUGGGCAGGAUGGGAGGCAGGCUUUGGAACAGGCCCAGGUAGCAAUUCAGCAGCUUUUUGGAAAAAUCAAAGACAUCAAGGACAAGGCAGAGAAGUCUGAACAAAUGGUCAAGGAGAUUACUCGGGACAUAAAGCAGUUGGACCAUGCCAAGCGCCACCUCACUACAUCCAUCACCACACUGAACCACCUGCACAUGUUAGUUGGUGGUGUGGACUCUUUAGAGGCGAUGACCAGAAGAAGGCAGUACGGUGAGGUGGCCAAUCUCCUGCAAGGAGUGGUAAACGUACUUGAGCACUUCCACAAGUAUAUGGGCAUACCACAGAUCAGGCAGCUUUCUGAGAGAGUAAAAGCAGCACAGAGUGAGUUGGGCACUCAGAUCCUGGCAGAUUUUGAAGAAGCCUUCCCGUCCCAGGGCUCCAAGAGGCCGGGUGGACCAAGCAACGUGUUGCGAGAUGCCUGUUUGGUUGCAAAUGUUCUUGACCUACGCAUCAAACAGGAGAUAAUCAAAAAGUUCAUCCGGCAGCAUCUCUCUGAGUACCUUGUGCUGUUUCAGGAAAACCAAGAUGUUGCAUGGCUAGACAAGAUUGAUCGCCGUUAUGCCUGGAUCAAGCGGCAACUCGUAGACUAUGAAGAAAAAUAUGGACGCAUGUUUCCAGAGGAGUGGUGCAUGACAGAACGCAUUGCAGUGGAAUUCUGCCACAUCACCAGAGCGGAGCUUUCCAAAGUAAUGAGAACACGAGCCAAGGAGAUUGAAGUGAAGCUGCUUCUGUUUGCCAUUCAAAGGACUACGAACUUCGAAGGUCUGCUGGCAAAACGGUUUACAGGAUGCACAUUAACUGAUGUCCCUGUGAAGAGGCCAGAGAGCCCUUUGGACCCUUCAAAUCCUUUCUUGGAGGACGAUCAAGGUGAAGAUGAGGAUACUGAGAAAGAUGACAAGGAUGAGGAUCUGGCAAAGCCCAGAAAGUCCAAGGCUCCUGAGAAUCCUUUCCAUGGCAUCGUCUCAAAGUGCUUUGAGCCUCAUCUUUAUGUCUACAUAGAAUCUCAAGACAAGAACCUUGGCGAAUUGAUAGACAGAUUUGUGGCUGACUUCCGAGCAUUGGGGCCACCCAAGGUUGCCACAGACGAGGGUGGCGCUGUUCUGCCAAGCUGUGCUGACCUCUUUGUCUAUUACAAGAAGUGCAUGGUCCAGUGCUCCCAGCUGAGCACUGGGGAGCCCAUGAUUGCCCUCACAACCAUCUUUCAGAAAUUCCUGCGGGAAUAUGCUUGGAAGAUACUCUCAGGCAACCUGCCUAAGUCGGCCAGUAACAGUGGUGUUCUGACGAUCAGUAGCCUGCUGAAAGAGAAAGAAGGCUCGGAAACGGCCAAAUUCACCGUUGAUGAGUUGUGCCUCAUCUGUAGCAUCCUUAGCACUGCCGAGUACUGCCUUGCUACCACUCAACAGCUUGAAGAGAAACUAAAAGAGAAAGUGGAUAAAAUUCUGGUGGAGAGAAUUAAUUUGACUGGAGAGAUGGAUACAUUCAGCACGGUGAUCUCUAAUAGUAUCCAGCUACUUGUUCAGGAUCUCGAUGCUGCCUGUGACCCAGCUCUCACUGCAAUGAGCAAGAUGCCAUGGCAGAAUGUGGAACAUGUCGGUGACCAGAGUCCCUAUGUAACUUCAAUCAUCAUGCACAUAAAACAAAAUGUGCCGAUCAUCAGGGACAAUUUGGCUUCCACACGCAAAUACUUCACACAGUUCUGCAUCAAAUUCACAAACUCUUUCAUCCCCAAAUUUAUCAACCACUUGUUCAGAUGCAAGCCUAUCAGCACGGUGGGAGCGGAACAACUGCUCCUGGACACACACUCCUUGAAGACCGUCCUGCUAGAUUUGCCGUCCAUAGGUUCCCAGGUACUUCGCAAGGCACCAGCUAGCUACACCAAGAUCGUGGUGAAGGGUAUGACACGUGCCGAGAUGAUACUAAAGGUGGUUAUGGCCCCACAUGAACCGCCUGUAGUAUUCGUGGAUAACUACAUCAAGCUUUUGGCUGAUGGCAAUCCUGAAACAUUCCAGAAAAUACUUGACAUGAAGGGUUUAAAACGUGGUGAGCAGAGCAGCAUGCUGGAGCUCUUCAGGCAGCGGUUGCCCACACCGCCCUCCGGGGCCGACAGCAGCAGCUCCUUGUCUUUCAGUGCCCCCACCCCUGAGCAGGAAUCUUCCCGCAUAAGCAAGCUAGAGAAACUUAUCAAGAAGAGACUGUGAAGGAAACGCACUUCAAGAGUCUACGUGCUGUGACUGGCCUUUAACUCUCAAUUAUUAAUCUCACAAAAUGUCAUUCUGCUCCAUUGAAUUAUUGUUAAAAACAAAAGAGAUGACUUAAUUUUCCAUCACACCAAAAAAUGAACCCAAGAUCAUGGUGAGUUGUGAAGAAACUUCCUCAGAGGUGAUUUAGCCUUGAAGAUCAUAGUGAGUUGUGAAGAAACUUCCUCAGAGGGGAUUUAGCCUUGAAACAACCCUAUUUUUGAAUGUGCAAUUUCCUUCGUGUUUAUGCAAAUGCUAAUGCUUAGAUUGGUAAAUAAUAAUGAGUUGCAACAUUAGUUAUUGUAUUCUGUCUAGUACAGAUAAUUUGACCUAAAUUAAAUGCCGUUUUCUUAGUAUGAUAAAGGACUGUGCCUGGAAGGCCUCAUUGCAAAUCAGUAUAUUGAUUGAAAAAUAUAUACAUUUCUCUUUCAUAUUUUUAUGAACAGGAGAAUAAAAAUAAUAACCCCCUUGAUUAGGUCUCCUAGAUGUUAUUCGGUUUACUCUGUUAGACAUAACAGGCAGGUACACCGGCAAUCAAUUCACUUGCACACGUGGUAUCUAGUUGAUAGUCACGACAGAUCAUUUAAUGUAAUCUCUAAAAUCCCAACAAUGCCAUUGUAAAAUAAUAGAUGGUUGAAAAACAUUUAUUAAAAUAGAAAAGGUAGCUGUAAAAACUAAAUGCCUGCUGGUUUUAGUAACUCAUUCCUUUCAUAUAAUAUACUGUAUGGUUGGUAAUUUGCCUUUGUGAGAAUAAGCGGUGUGGAAAAUUAAUGAAUGAAUACUGUAUGGUUGAUUAUGCUGUAAUGUAUGACUCAAGUUGUGAAUAUUACUUAACAUUGCAACAGAUGAAUCCUGUGCUUCAUUAAAUAAUUUUAUGCUGCAUUCUUGUUUUGCGGAGUAAAACUAAUAAAAAUAUG